UUUCCACCAUCUCCCUAAAGAGGCUCCAGCCCGACGCCGCUCGCUGGCAGCAAUGCACCGCCGGGGAGUCGGGGCCGGCGCCAUCGCCAAGAAGAAGCUGGCCGAGGCCAAAUACAAGGAACGUGGGACAGUUUUAGCUGAAGACCAGUUAGUCCAGAUGUCCAAGCAGCUGGAUACGUUUAAAACUAACCUUGAAGAGUUUGCCAGCAAACACAAGCAAGAGAUCCGUAAAAACCCGCAGUUCAGAGUCCAGUUCCAGGACAUGUGUGCAACGAUCGGGGUUGAUCCCCUAGCCUCUGGCAAAGGAUUCUGGUCAGAAAUGUUGGGUGUUGGAGAUUUUUACUACGAGCUCGGUGUUCAGAUUAUUGAAGUCUGUCUAGCUCUAAAGCACAGAAAUGGAGGGCUGAUAACACUGGAAGAACUUCACCAGCAAGUGCUGAAGGGGAGAGGAAAAUUUGCGCAAGACGUCAGCCAAGAUGACCUCAUCCGGGCAAUUAAGAAGUUGAAAGUUCUAGGAAACGGCUUUGGGAUCCUUCCUGUUGGUGGGACCUACCUGAUCCAGUCUGUGCCGGCUGAACUAAAUAUGGACCACACGGUUGUGAUACAGCUUGCUGAGAAAAAGGGGUACGUGACCAUCAGUGAGAUCAAGUCGAGUUUGAAGUGGGAGGUGGAACGAGCGAAGCAAGUUUUGGAUCACUUGCUGAAAGAAGGCAUGGCGUGGCUGGAUACCCAAGCUCCAGUGGAACCACAGUACUGGCUACCUGCCCUCUUCACAGAGCUUUACUCUCAGGAAAUCACACCAGAAGAAGCGAAGGAAGCUUUACCUUGACAGCCGAAAGGGGGACUGAUUUAUCUGAACAUUUUCAUUUAAAUGGGAUGAUGCUUUUUGCAUUAGUAUGAUAAAGCUGAGUCACAUCGAAUGCCUAUAGAUAUUUCCCCCCCCCCCAAGUCUUUAGAAGAAAAUGUCUGCGUUACCAAACCCUGCCAAGCAGGUAUAUUUGACACUGAUUUUUGGGCUUCUGCAUGAUGGAGAGACUAGUUUCAUUAGCAAGCUGUUAGUCCUCAUGACUGGAAAGGGGUGGAUGUGUGGUUUUUUUUUUCUCCUUGAAGACUUAGAAAGUGGAGAGGAUUGGAGGUGAGGAUUGGUGUCAAUGUAUGUGUUGUAAGCGUCUCUUCCUCCUUUCCCCCAUUUCCUAAUUACAUUGUUGUAUACUUGAUUUAA
This is a messenger RNA of Lacerta agilis (Sand lizard), 1222 nucleotides long. RefSeq names its product SNF8 subunit of ESCRT-II (gene SNF8). The record is from RefSeq and is a predicted model, not a curated record. Gene Ontology annotation, biological process: protein transport to vacuole involved in ubiquitin-dependent protein catabolic process via the multivesicular body sorting pathway. Gene Ontology annotation, cellular component: ESCRT II complex. Lineage: Eukaryota; Metazoa; Chordata; Lepidosauria; Squamata; Lacertidae.